Messenger RNA from Labrus bergylta (ballan wrasse), 1715 nucleotides. RefSeq names its product oocyte zinc finger protein XlCOF22. Gene Ontology annotation, molecular function: DNA-binding transcription factor activity, RNA polymerase II-specific. Gene Ontology annotation, biological process: regulation of transcription by RNA polymerase II. Gene Ontology annotation, cellular component: nucleus. NCBI's taxonomy places the organism in Eukaryota, Metazoa, Chordata, Actinopteri, Labriformes, Labridae. The record is from RefSeq and is a predicted model, not a curated record.
AUCUCGCGAUAUCAGGGGCCUCUCCCUUGUCACGUGAUGUGGAGGCAGCUUCAUUUCGGUGGACGCUUCGAACGCAGCGUGGAAGCUCCUUGUGUCUGUGCUAGUGUUUGAAAGCUCCAGCAUCGAAAUGUACAAAAUAGAGCAUGUCAUCGUGGGAAGCGAAGUGAAACCCGCCGCAAAGGAGAUGAAAACGGAGACUCUUGUCGGUCCUUUGCAGUCCUACCAGCAUGAGAGUCUGCAGUGUUUCCAGUGCUUCAUCACAUUCUGUAACGCCAAAGCCAAGGAGCGACACAUGAGGAAGAGUCACCGGGAGCUGUACAAGCAACAGCUGCAGCAGACUGACACAGUCUUCACUUGCUACCAGUGUGACAAAAGCUUCCCGUCUUCUGAGAUGCUCAGUGAGCACCAGGUCAGCCACAGCACAGAGGAGAAGCCUUUCAGCUGUACCUACUGCAAGAAAACCUUUUUAACUUACACUGAGGUGAACAAACACAGAAGACACGAUUGCAUAGGGCGAAAGUUUCCCUGCAGGGAUUGUGGCGCCCUGUUCCAGAGUACUUCACGACUGCGCUACCAUCGCAUUGCAGAGCACCCCAAGGGCUCGUUAAUUGCUGAUGAUGUCAACACCUACCAGUGCUGUAAAUGUAGCUGUGGUUUUCAGACAGAAAAAGAACUCCUGCAGCACCAGGAAACAUUUGCUGAUAGUGUUAACUGUGACGUUAAGCCCCAGGGUAAAAAACGCGGCCGGAGACCGAAGAACGCAGCUCAAGGAGGGACGAUUGAGGGCAAGAAGUUCAAAACAGAAGAGGAAUCAGAGGAAGGAUGCAACGACUCUACAACGGAGGGAUGCUCAUCUAAUGAGCCACAAACGCAGCUCAAAAUUCCCUGUCCUGAAGCAAACUGUGAUCUCCUCUUCCCUUCUGUUACAGCACUGCGGGCACACAAGAGAGGGGAACAUGGGCCGACCUCUCUCAAGCCUCACAGAUGCACAGAGUGUGACGAAAGCUACGCUCAACCUGAGCAGCUCAAAGCUCACAUUUCUCAGUCUCAUGGUUCUGAAUACAACUGCCCCACCUGUGUAAAGAGCUUUACAACAGAGGGCGAUCUGCAGAUCCACCAGAACACCCACACUGAUGGAGAGGAGGUAGCAGAAAAAAGAUAAUGUACAGUUAUAAAGACUGCAGCUUCAUCCUACACCAUUCAGUUAAAUACUUGUCAGAGUAUUUCUUCCUAUCCCCUUUGUGUAGGUAGAUAUGUGAAUAGUUUAGGGUGAGUAUUUGAAGGGAGGUUAUGCAACACAAUUGAAUUAUGGAAGUUGCUUCUGGACUGACAUUUUUCAAUUGCUUUUAUAAAUACCGUACAUCCUACACUUGUGAAUAAAACUGUACCAAUCAGUGCAUAAACAUGAUUAACUAGCGCCAUGAGCUCAUGGUGUUAAUAUUACCGCUACUGUACUGGAAAUAUUUAUAUUAAUUGAAGAUUAUCUGGUUCAUUACCACUCAAUUGUGGAAAUAUUUUGUAUUUAAUGGUGCAGUUUAUUCUUAGGAAAGUCAUUAAGGUUAUAAUUGUACUUGGAAUGUAAGUCCUAUCAUAAACAAUCCAAAAUCUCCUGAAUGGGCCACUGUAUACAAUGCUAUGCCUUUAUGACGAAUGAUGUAUUCUCUGGGUCUUUGUUUACUCUUUCAACCAUUAAAUUGUUGCUGCCUUGAACAAAA